GUGGAGUGUAUAUUUGUUAACCUUCCUUCUACUUCAUACCUCCACCUCAACCCCUUGCCCCUUCCCCCUUCCCCACCAUCACCAUUCCUCGCUUGUUUGCACUCUUCUACUUUGAUACUACUCUAGUUGUCGAUUAUCGGUUUCUUCUCGCUCUCACUUUUAUCGUGUGCUCGUCCUCAAAUCGUCUUCUCCAUGGUAGACUUUCUCACUCGUGCUAUCGAAACCGUCAAGAGGGCCACCGAGGAGGACGCCAAAGGCAAUCUGAAAGAAGCCCUGCCUCUCUACCAAACGGCCAUCGAAUUCUUCCUGACAGUUCUCAAAAAUGAAAAGAAUGAGAGGAUACGGGAUACAAUCAGGAAAAAGGUCAUUGAGUACAUGGCCAGAGCCGAAAUGAUCAAGGAUUACCUGGCCAAACCAGAAGACAAGCCCAAGAAGAAGACCGUGGCCGACUCUUCGAAUGGAAGCGGAGGCAAGGGUGGCAAGUACGUGGCAUCUACAGGGAAAAAAGGCAGCGACGACGAUAGCGAGGAGGAUGCCGAUACAAAGAAACUGAAAGAGGCCUUGAACUCAGUUAUCUUGACAGAAAAGCCCAAUGUCAAGUGGUCCGAUGUCGCAGGAUUGGAUGCUGCAAAGGAAUCUCUCAAGGAGGCCGUCAUUCUCCCCAUCAAGUUCCCACACCUCUUCACUGGAAACCGCACGCCGUGGAAGGGUAUUUUGCUGUAUGGCCCUCCAGGAACAGGAAAGUCGUUCCUUGCCAAAGCUGUCGCUACGGAAGUCAACUCGACCUUCUUUUCCGUGUCAUCGUCCGAUUUGGUGUCCAAGUGGAUGGGAGAAUCUGAAAGAUCGGUCAAGCAGUUGUUCCAGAUGGCACGAGAAAACAAGCCGGCAAUUAUUUUUAUUGAUGAGGUCGACUCUUUGUGUAGUGCUCGUGGCGAGGGAGACUCUGAAGCAUCACGUCGUAUCAAGACCGAGUUCCUGGUGCAGAUGAACGGUGUCGGCAACGAUAUGGACGGCGUCCUGGUUCUUGGUGCCACCAACAUUCCAUGGCAACUUGACGCUGCUAUUCGACGAAGAUUUGAGAAACGAAUUUAUAUUUCGCUGCCAGACCCACAUGCUCGAGCGAAGAUGUUUGAGCUCAAUGUCGGAAAGACGCCAUGUCUCCUCACAGCACAAGAUUACCAGCACUUGGGACAGAUCACAGAAGGAUACUCCGGUUCAGAUAUCGCAAUUGCAGUGCGCGAUGCGCUGAUGAUGCCGAUCCGUAAAGUGCAAAUCAGCACACACUUCAAAUGGGUGGAUGCACCGUCCCGUGCAGAUCCCUCUCGGAUGACCAAACACCUCACGCCUUGUUCACCAGAAGAUCCUGCAGCAGUGGAGAUGAGCUGGGAGAACGUCGAGGCCGAUCAGCUGUUGGAACCAUCAUUGGGCAUGGAGGAUUUCUUGAAGGCAGUGAAGACUGUGCGUCCGACUGUCAGUGCAGACGAUGUGGUAGAGCACGCCAAGUUCACGCUAGACUUUGGAAGCGAAGGUUAAACGAAGACAGAGGACGAGUGGCCGCAUGUGAGGAGUGCCGAUACGUAUGAUAUCCCAGUCGAAUACGGACCCAUAUUAAAAAACCAACGACGUCUCGUUGUAUUAAUUAUGACAGGGGAUUGGCUCUGCAAAGUAUAGCUUGAGCCAUAUGCUGAAGAGCGACUUCACAGUUCACACAACAGAGUAUCCAGAAAAUGGCCCGAGCGAGGGGAGGCUUUUACGCCACUAAAAUGAAAAAAGAGAAGAGAUUGACGAUUCGUAUUCAGCGUGAAUGUUGCUCAACAUGCACUCGGCUCGACUGGGACGGAUGAUGUCUACGUAGGGGGACGAGGUGGGUGGCAGUGCAGGCGAAGAGGAGGUACACAGAGUGUUCCAGGGCGAAGCGGGCCAAGGAGAGACAGGGCGAAGGGGGGAGGAUGAGCAAUUUGGGGGAGU
Gamsiella multidivaricata is the source of this 1968-nucleotide messenger RNA. RefSeq names its product P-loop containing nucleoside triphosphate hydrolase protein. Gene Ontology annotation, molecular function: ATP binding; ATP hydrolysis activity. The transcript is spliced from 8 exons. Gene Ontology annotation, biological process: vacuole organization; endosomal transport. The record is from RefSeq and is a predicted model, not a curated record. NCBI's taxonomy places the organism in Eukaryota, Fungi, Mortierellomycota, Mortierellomycetes, Mortierellales, Mortierellaceae. Bases 193 to 1533 code for a protein of 446 amino acids.